GCACAGCCAAAUCCACACACGUUUCAAACACCUCUUCUUCCUCGACCCUCUCGACCUACUUGACCCUCUUCGACCUCUUCGACUGCCCGGUGAAAUGGAAUCCCUCAACAAGAAGUCAACCCCGAUCAGUUUUGCGGCCGUUGCUGGCAAGGCACCUGCCUCAGCCGUUGCCCCAUCUGCUGCUGCUGCUGCCGCUGCUUCUGGAGGGGCCAGCGCUGGAGGUCCAUCAGGAGCAGGGGCUGCAUCCAAGAACGGGAGUAGCGCACCCAGCAACCAGUCCUCAGUCACGCAGGGAUCCCAAUCAGCCGCUCCCGGCUCAGCUUCUGGAGCAGACAAGGCAGGAACUUCGGGAUCAGCAUCUGGAUCAGCAUCCUCCGGCAGCAUCGACUGGAUCGUCGGAUUGCAUGUCAAGGUCGUCACCCAGGCGGAUGAGAUCUUUGAGGGCCAGAUCUAUGCUUACGACGUGACCAUGAACUGCCUCGUACUUCAGUGCCCAUCUGUCCAGACGGUUCCUGCUACGACAACCCCCGCCGUCUACUACAGUCCUUCACUCGGAAACGCCGGUAGUGCGCCUCGACUUAAAUACGACUUCAGGAUUCUAAAGAUCAACUACAUCAAAGAAGUCACGCCCUUGCCUUCUGAAUCGACAUCAGCCAGCGGUGGUGCCGUCAACCCAGCAGAGGCCACCGACACUGAUAAGGGAACGAAAGAGGAGGACAAGAGCAACACUAAUAGCGCCAGGGCAAACAGCGUCUAUGCCACGGCAUUACCGGCUGUCGGAUUUGUUCAUUUGGACAAGAUCCAACAGAGGGAACAGCAGGCCAUUAGGGAGGCACAGGCGGCUGCUGCACGCAUCGGUGUCGGUGUCUCGAGUAUUGGACAGGAUAUUUUCGAUGCCCUAAGCAAGACAUUGCCAUGCCGAUGGGCAAAGGAUUCGAUUGUGGUCAUGGACGAGGUUAUUAUUGCUCCACCAUACGAGCCGGAAAAUUGCAAGGCUAAUGCCUCCUCAUCAUACACUCUUGCGCGCGUCAAGAAAGUGUUGGAAGGGGAGAGAAUGCGUUUGGCCAACGGGCGUAAAUAAGAAACGUGCGAAUAAAAUAAUUGAUACCAUAUC
Gamsiella multidivaricata is the source of this 1114-nucleotide messenger RNA. RefSeq names its product anticodon-binding domain-containing protein. The transcript has 4 exons. The record is from RefSeq and is a predicted model, not a curated record. Bases 95 to 1081 code for a protein of 328 amino acids. NCBI's taxonomy places the organism in Eukaryota, Fungi, Mortierellomycota, Mortierellomycetes, Mortierellales, Mortierellaceae.